GCAACACCCCCAUAUAGCCAGCACAAAACUCCCUGUUUCAAACUCCGGCGCACGGCAUCCUGACAGACACUCCCAGGAGAAUCAGCGCGAGCGCGCCGAAUAUAAGCGAAAGGCUCUUUCGCGAGAAGACACGUCCACAUAAAACGAUGGGCGCACAAGAACGCAGCACUGAACUAUGCCUGUCAAACAGUCUCCACAACAAGGAAUUACGUGGAGUGCCUGGAAUUUCUAUAACAGCGCGCUAUUUUCAUAGUCGAGGAUAGAAACUUUCGUUUUUAACACCCUAAUUAUGGGAUUUGAAUUCUAUUCCUCAUGGAUGAUUAACUGACCGCUCGCUCCUCGUCUCCGCCUCCGCCAUGAUCGCCACCGGCGGGCUCCUGCGCAUCUCGGCCCGGCGGCAGGACUCGCUGCGCUCCAAGAACCGCGCCGAGAACAAGCGCAAGCGGAAAGCCAAGAAGAAGCGCAAGAACGAGGUGGUGGUGGUCAAGGGGAAGCUGAACCUGUGCUCCGUCUCGGGCCUGGUGGCCGCCGUGGGCAUCCUCAUCCUCAUGGUGGGCAUCGCGCUGGCCGUGCUCGGCUACUGGCCCAAGGAGAGCCCGCUGUACCCAGGCCUGCCCACGCCCAAGGAGCCGCCAGCGCCGCCCGAGAAGAGGAUCUACGAGAAGAAGCUGGCCGAGUCGGCGAACUGGACAGUGGCCAGCCGGCUCGGAAAGCUGCUGUAUCACCUGGAGCGCGAUUUGGCCGUCAGCAACAACUCUAAUGGAACAGCGGAGGAGUCGCCCAAGUUGGGCUUCUUCUCCGAGUUUCUGAAGAACCACCUGUAUUCAGACAAGCUGAAGGUGCUUGGGCCACUUAUCAUGGGCAUUGGGAUAUUCCUCUUCAUUUGUGCCAAUGCUGUUUUGCAUGAGAACAGGGACAAAAAGACCAAAAUAAUCAAUCUCAGAGACAUCUAUUCCACCGUCAUCGACAUUCACAGCUUGCGGACUAAAGAGAACGUUCCGCUUAAUGGCUUUGUGAACUAUGUGCAGUCCAAAGGAGUGGAAGGCAAACCCAGUGCCAUGUACACAGCUGCUCUGUUGGCAAAGAGCUCAUGGCCGCCCGGUGCUGGUAAGCCAGAUGUGGAGGAUAUGAGCCCGUCGCGACGCCACUCGUUUGGCAAAUUUGAGAGCUGUUCAUUGGACAAGCAGACUUUCACAGACACGGUGUACAGCAUCUACAGGGAGCAGAACAGGACGGACAGGCCGGCCCCGACUCCCAAACAGUGGGAGACAAGGACCAUAGUCACGUCCUCCGUAAACGCCUUCACGCUCCCCAUGAUCAAGCUCAACAACCUGACCAUCGAGAACAGACGGGCCUCCGUCAAAGCGGACAUCGGGAGAGAGAGAGUGGACACGUCCUGCGACAGUCCCGGCCACGGCGGCGGCUGCACCACAGAGGCCAAGGUGGAGACGGGCCACACGCACACGGUGCUGACCCAGGACUCGGUGGAGGUGUACCAGAGCAGCGGCAGCCUCCUGGGGACCUCCCGCAUCUCCCCAGAGGGCUCCCAGGUGCAGUUGCUCCCCUCCUCGCCGGGCCCCAAGGUCACGGGGUCCCACCUGUCCCUGAGCGCCCUGUCGGACUAUUCCCGGUCUAUCGACCUGGGGAUCUGCCCCACCAGCCCCAAGGAGUGGCAGGUGGAGCGCUCGCGGCGCCUCAGUUGCCCCCGGCUCGAGGGCUAUGGUGGCGGGGGUUACAUUAAACUUGGGGACCUGGGAGGGGAGUCCUUUGAGUCGUCUGAGGUCGCACCGUUUAGUCAGGUGACGUCCAUGGAGGUACUGGACAAAGAGCAAACCGAACAACCCUCGGACGAAGAAGAGGGCAGUGCGGAAGAAGUCCAAGACGGCAUGACGAGGCAAUACUCCAACAAAGAGAAACUCAUGAUGAUAUCCCAGUCGGACGCUACUCUGGAGGACGAGGAGAUUGAGAGCUUGGACUAGGGAGAGCAGAGUGUCUGAAUCUGAAAGGGCCAGGGUCAGGUCAAGGUCAGAACUGUCUGAGGCUAUAUGAGAACCUUCAGUGAAUAACAGUAUCUUUGCAAUUAUGGUGUCAUCACCGACCAAGAGUCUCUGGCUGCCCAUUAGAAUACCAUUAAUACUGUAUGUAUCCAAUUUUGUAAUGCCUUCCCAAAAUCUGUUUGCAAUAUCCCACCAUGCAUUGCGGUGAUGUGUUCAAUGACGUGUACAGUGCAGAAUCGAACCCAAAGACUCUCCUUGAUGUUGCAGUUGGUGAAUUGCUUUUCUUGGAGGUGUUUCAAAGCAAAAAAAAAGUUUAAAAGGUAAAUUGACGGUUACAUAGCACAGGUGUAUCCACUAGAUUUACGAGUCUAUGAGUCGUGCAGUUCUGUUUGUGCUUGUCCACUUGUGUGGCUCUGUUUCUCUUGUCAAUGAUUUGAGAGUUGCUGUCUCUGCAGCAUGUGUUUUAUACUGUAGUUCCAUUGCACUUUUUGAAUACCAGAUGAUUUUUUGGUAAAGGUAUUAAUUCAACCCUAGCAAUAUUUUAAUUUGACUUCUCUGAUUGCUUGUGGAGGAAAUACGUUUUGCAUUGACUUGUUGACAAAGUAUGUUUUUUUUUAUUACACUUGUAUGUGACUUGCUUACUUUUUUUAGAUUAGCCUUGCUUGUUUAGAGAUCUUUGGUAAAUCCGAGAAAAAAUAUGAGCACAAACACCCUCUUUCUCUUAAGUGAAAUUCAACUUAUCAGGCAUCCUUGAUCCAGUCGGUGUUCACAAAUCAUCCCUAUGUUUGGGGUCUGUGUUUUUUGUAACCCACCCAAUGCUGUACGGUCUGACAGGACACAUGCUUAUAGUACAUGGUUUGGACUCUUCCAGUCACACUUGCUCAACCAAUCCAACUCACAGCAACGCAAAAGGAACAACAUACCCAGUUUGUGCUCUCCUAUCAGUUACAGUACUUACUGUCAACAUCUCUCAGCCAUCACUCUGUCAUAUUAGGGGGCUGCUCUAAGGCAUUGCAUUGAAAGGGAAUUGACUCACAUACAUUAAAGGAAUGGCACGACA
Molecule: messenger RNA, 3057 nt
Organism: Alosa alosa (allis shad)
Lineage: Eukaryota; Metazoa; Chordata; Actinopteri; Clupeiformes; Clupeidae
Gene: tmem200ca
Product: transmembrane protein 200C, genome duplicate a
Source: RefSeq, a predicted model, not a curated record